Messenger RNA from Myzus persicae (green peach aphid), 7555 nucleotides. RefSeq names its product E3 SUMO-protein ligase RanBP2 (gene Nup358). The coding region runs from base 312 to 7226 and encodes 2304 amino acids. The transcript is spliced from 23 exons. Gene Ontology annotation, biological process: intracellular transport. NCBI's taxonomy places the organism in Eukaryota, Metazoa, Arthropoda, Insecta, Hemiptera, Aphididae. The record is from RefSeq and is a predicted model, not a curated record. Gene Ontology annotation, molecular function: protein binding; GTPase activator activity. Gene Ontology annotation, cellular component: cytoplasm; nuclear pore.
GUACGCGGGAUCGUGAAAAAACGUUUUUAGCGGCUUUGCGCGGACCGUGUCAUGUGCUCAUUUAUUACGGUUUACGGCCAGCGAUACCAUUCCAUUGUCCCGUACACCCGUCCUCUGUUUUGUUUACGAAACGUAACAUUUGAAAUAACGUCCCGUCGUCGUCAUCGUCCAUAAAUAGUAUCUCAUCGAUUUUUGUCGUGUUUGGUUAUGACCUGUCCCCCUCAGCUAAAUUAUCCAUAGUUGCUGCAGUCUGUUUUCGUUUUUGUAUUUGUUAACCGUUGUUGUGGUCCGUUUCCAGUCCGAAGAGAAAAAUGUUGGGCCUUGGGAACGCCGUGUUGUACCGGUCGAAGAAGGACAUCGAUCGUCAUGUGCGGGAACAGUUCGAUAAACUCAGCAACGAACAUGAGAAAAAGCUUAAAGGAUUAGCUAUUGCUCGUAUGUAUUUCAAAGUAUCUGAAUUUGAGUUAGCUAAGCAAUAUGUUAUCACCUUUUUGAGUGUGAAUGAGAACUCCCCUGAAGGACGUCGUUUACUUGGUCACUGUUAUGACAAACUUGGUAAUAAAGAAAAAGCAGUUUUAGAGUAUCAAAAAUCUUUAACUUCCACACCUAACCAACCAGAACUACUAUUAUUAUGUUGUGAGCUCAUGGUCGAUCCUUCUGUUAAGUUGAAUGAUGUUCAAGCUGAAAAAAUAUGUAAGCAAACAGAAGAUUUAUAUCCUUAUCAUCCUACUGUUUAUAAACUAAAAGAUCGAUUAUUGGCAUCAAAUGGAAAUUGUGAUCCUUCUAAAGCAGAGAAUUUGCUUAAUGCUGAAAUAUCUGUUAGGCCAGAGGAUAUGAAUCUUAGAAUUAAACAAUUGAAAUUAUUUGAAAGUUCUGGACGCUUGUCUGAAGCUUAUUCGUGUGCAAUGAAUAUAGAAAAAAAUUUUAAGUUCCAAAAAGAUAAUGUUGAAUGGUAUGAGACUGUUUCUCAAAUAUGUGAAGCAUAUGGUACAUUAAAUACUGUAAAUUGGGAAUUCUAUUCACGGGUAUUGCCUGUUUAUGAACAUACAGCAUCUUUAUUUAUUAGUGAAUCAAAAACAAGCAAGCAAAAAACUAUAUCGGAAUGCUAUAAAGUCCUUUUUAGACUUGAUCAGGCUCUAUAUAAAGCCAUACAAAUAUCAUCUCCACAAACCGAGUUUUACCGAAGUCUUAUUCAACAUCUCUCCAAUCAGUUUUAUUUUCACUUAGCUAGUGUAAUUAUGAAAUUGGCCAAAAAAGAAAAUUCAACUUGGAGUAAAACUAACCAAUUGGCAGCACCAUUAUUUUUAAUGUCCUUAGCACCUCCGAUUGACAAACAAGCAUUUGAUAGUAUAACAAAUAAAGAAUUUAGUAUGGAACAAAAAUCAAAUGUUGCAUUAUGGGAGUUAGAAGGUACCAGAAGGAUAAUUGAGAGUGGUUUUGUGUUACGAGCUAUGAUGGCAAAAGAAGAUGAACAUUUUAUUGAUAAUGUUAAACUAUUGUGUAUCAAUGAUUGGAAAACAACUAACUUUAAGAAAAUAUUUAACGAUCCAGAAUAUGCUAAAGGAGUACCGACAUCACUUUUUAUUCACUAUUCUCCAGAAAAAUUAGUCUACAAUAUUCCAGAACUAAUACAGUAUGCUGUACCUAAACAUAUGUUGUCAUUUGAGAUGAGUCGUCCUGGUUCAUUACAUCAUUUAGUUUGGUAUGGAAUACAACUAUUAGAAAGUGAAAACAAAGGAUGUGGAUUAAGGUUAACUAAAAACACACUGUUUCCAGUUGGGUUUGGAUGUAAAAGUUUUAAUGAAUUACCUUUGGCUACUAAUUCACUUGCAUCUGCCAAUAUUGAGUCAAUAUGCCAAAUAGACAUGAAUACAUUUUUAUACGCUACAGUUUUGAGUGUUGCUUCAUUCCUGGAUAACCAAUCACAAAGCAGUGAUCCCAAAGCACCACAAACAUUUCCAUCUAAUAUAACGGAUCAAUUGACAACAUCGGAACAAGAGAAUUGGUGGAAAUCAAUGUACAAAAUUUAUUCCAAAAAUGUUGAUGUUAAACAUGUAUCACAAUUAAGAAAAGCUGCUAUUCAAGGAUUAGAGUCUAUUCGAUUGAUUGGGAAUCAUGGAAUUGAUGUUCAGUUAAUGGUGUAUUUGGCAAAAAACUUUGCUAGUCAGGCUAACAAAAUAGUGGAUAACUUCCUGUUAAAAGAAGGACUUGAAAAAAGAGCUACGCUUUAUUGGGGAAUGGCUAUACAGCUACUUGAACGCAUUAAUGAACGUGGAAUUGAACAUAAGUCAAAAAAUACAUUAUUUGAAUUUUACAGAAAAAAAUUGACUCCCGGAGAAGUAUUUGAGUUAUUGGAGGAAGGUAAAUUUUAUUUAGCUUGUCAGUUAAUGAACAAUGGACAAAAUGAAGAAGCAAUAGAAGCAUUUAAAAACCUUAAUUUACCAUAUGCAUCUUUUUACCAAGCAAUGAUUUAUAAAAAAAUGAUAAAAUCACCUUCUGACACUUCUGCUGAUAAUACAUUAUCUAAUGAAAAUUCUAUGUUGGUGGCGAAAGUUAAGGAGUUACUAAAUAUUACGAAAGAUCGCUUAAAGAAAUUACCCUAUCAUCCAUUGCACUCAACAUUAAAAGAAGAGUUCCUAGAUUUAAAAUUAGAUAUUGAUAUGAAUGGGACACUUCAUAGUCAAUCAAAUUUGAACUUAUCUGGAGAGGAUUAUAAUGAUAAUAUGAAUGCAUCAAGAAGACACUUGUAUAAUAAAUUUGGAGAACGAUCCUUUCUUAAUGUAACUAGUACUCCUGUUAAAUCACCGCUCACUCCAGUCCGAAGAACUUUAGAUGAUGAAACUGAUGUCAAAUUAUUGAGUGAAUUAAAAGUUGCUGUACAAUCACAGAAUGUACAGUGUCAAACUUUGGGAUUGCAGUAUUAUAAUAUGAUAGAAACAUUAAGGUCGAUGUCUGAAAAAGUUGAUAAAUUAUUUGAUCAUUUCAACAACACAAAAGAUUCAAUUUUCGAUAAGAUAAAUGAAUUAUCUCAUCUUGUUUCUACAAAUAAUUCUACUGCUACUACUAGUGAUAAGCCUGAAAUGAACAGUAAUCUAAUUGAACGAAUUGACAAACUAGAAGGAGUAUUGAUGGAAAAACUUAAUGCUAUGAAUGAAAUAAAAACCAGACAUGAUGAUUUGUAUGCCGUAUAUGCAGAAAAUGGAGAGGAAUUCGAUAAAAUUAAUUAUGAUCAAUCAUCAUGUAUUCAAAAUGCAUUCGAUGAUCAAACCCAAAUGACCACAUUAAGUUUUCCAACAACUCAAUUGCCAUUUUCAUCUUCUUUACCAUUUCAGCAGUUUGGGUUAUUUAAUCCCACUAGUCAAUCAAAUCAAUUCCCAUCAUAUUCAAUGGCUCCUAACCCAAAUGUAAAUAUAACAUCGUCUGAUACUUUACCAACUGGACCUCCAGUGUCCCAGCCUCCUCUUAGUGUAAUUAUACCAACACACCAUAUUCUUGGUGGUAGUUUAAUUACAUCUGAAGCUCCAUCCUAUCCUUUCAAAUUUAAUAGUCAACUGGUUAAUAAUCAAUCUCAGUCAGUCAUAUCUCACGGGUUACCUAGUAUUCAGCCAAUAACAUCUGUUGAUGUACAGAAUACUGAUAAAUUUUCAUUUCAAUCUCCUUUAUCAACAUUUAAAGAAAGUUAUGACACUUCAUUAAAUAAGUCUAAAAACUCUGCUACUGAUGAUAGUUAUAAUGAAGAACAUGAUCCGAUUCCUGAAUUUCAACCAAUCAUACCAUUGCCUGAUAAAAUCGAGGAAGUUACUGGUGAAGAAAAUGACACAAUAUUAUUUGAAAAACGUGCUAAAUUAUAUAAGUAUAUUGAAAAGGAAUGGAAAGAAAAGGGUAUUGGUAUUUUGAAAAUAUUGAAAAACCGUGAUACAAACAAAGUAAGAUUGGUAAUGAGAAGAGAGCAAGUACAUAAGGUUUGUGCUAAUCACUUCUUAUAUGACAAUAUGGAAUUGAAAUCUAAAAGUGAUAAAGCAGUUGUUUGGUCAGCUAAUGAUUUUUCUGAUGCUGUUCAAGUACAAAUUGAAAAUUUAUGUGCAAGAUUUAAAACAGUAGAAGAUUGUAAAGAGUUUAUGAGAGUUUUUAAUGAAAACAAACAACCCUGUUCUCAAAAUUCUUCAUUAGUUGAUAAUAGUAAAGAUGAUUAUAAUGAAUCAGUUUUUGAAGUGAAUAAUGAUUCAAGUUUGAAAUUAUCUUUGGAAAAUGAAAAAUCCCUUAAACAUGAAUUAGGUGGUUUCACUUUUAGUUCACCACCCAUUAUAAAUGAUAUUACUACACCCAAACAACACAAUAAAACACCAGAUAAAGCGAAAGGGUUAUUCUCUAAUUUGAGCUUUUCAACACCUAUCGGGGAUACAGCAACACCAAGUCUAAAAUCAAUAUUAAAACCUAUGAACUCAGAAACUAAAACAGGUACUAAUGAUAAACAAUCUUUUUCAUUUAAUACAUCGAAGUCGGGAAUAUUUUCUACAGAGACUACUCCUAAACCUACAGAAAAAUCUGAAAUAUUUUCUUCAGAGACUACUCCUAAGUCUACAGAAAAAUCACUAUUUUCAUUCAAUAAUGUUGAAGAAAAAUCUGCAAUGUUUACUCCUAAACUAGAUUUUACAUCUGGGACAUCUGCAACAUCGUACUUUAGUACAUUAGCAAAAAAUUCACCCAACCUUGGUUUCACCAACUCUCCCGAUUUUAAAGGUUUCCCAGGUGCUGGUAGCACUAUUUUUGGUAGUAAAGUUAAAACUAAUCCUUCCCCUCAUGCCAUUAUUAAGUCCGAAGAUGCCAACAUCAGUUCUUCAAGCCAACCAAAUGAUGAAUCAGAAGAAUUUGUUCCAACAGCAGAAUUUUCUCCAGUCAUUCCUUUGCCUGAGAAGGUAGACUUAGUGACUGGUGAGGAAGGACUUAAAAUUAUAUUUGAUGAUCGAGCCAAACUUCUCAGGUAUGAUUCAAGUACUAAAGAAUGGAAAGAGAAGGGAAUCGGACAAAUGAAAAUUUUACAUAACCCUAAAGAUGAUUAUUAUCAGUUGUUAAUGAGAAGAGAAAUAGUAUUAAAAAUUUGCUGUAACCAAAGGUUGACUGCUGAUUUAGUAUUGAACCCCGUGCCUUCAUCAGAUAAAGCUAUGUCGUGGGUUGGUAAAGAUUUUUCCGAAGGUGAAGGUAAAAAAGAAGUGUUUGCUAUUAAAUUCAAAACUGUUGGACAACUUCAUGCAUUCAAAGAGAAAUUUAAUGAAAUUCGGAGCAAACUUCAAGAAUUGAAAGAAGUUUCCAGCAGCACAGAAGCUAAAGUAGUUGAAAAACAAUCUGAUAUUAAACUAGAAGUCAGUAAACCAUUACCCAAAUUAAAUGAUCUAUCUCAAUUUAAACCCAAACCUGGCUCCUGGACUUGUGAUGCAUGUUAUUUGUCAAAUAUAAAUACUGUCAAGUGUAUUGCAUGCUUAACAGUAAAACCAGGAGCAGUUGUUGAUGACGAAACUACUAAAAGCCAAUCAACUACUGGUUUCACUUUUGGACAAACAUCAUUUUCAUCAUCAUUAAAAUUUGGAGAUGCUUUGAGUAAUUCUCAGCCGGGUAUUCCAUUUGUUAUGCCAACAUUUGGAACACCAUCAGCAGUGUCUUUUAGUUCAUUGAGCACAAGUGAACACACAAACACAUUUGGUAUUCCAAUUAAAACUGCCGUCCACCAGAAAAAACCGUUAACAUGGAGAGAAGAAAGUGCUGGAUUAGUAAAAUAUGAUUCUGAUAAAAGUGCCGAUGAAAGUAAUGAAGGAACUGAUGAAACUGACAACGAAAGUGAUGGAAAUGAUGGACAAAAAUCUGUGUUUGAAAAUGAAAAAACACAAUUCAGUUCAAAUGUUAAAAUUGAAAAGUCUUCAUUUAAAAUUGACAAUUCUUCAACCGCCUUAAAACCAUCUGAAAAUCAAGUUAAAAUAGAAAAACCUUCAUCUUCUAUUGAUAAUUCAGCUUUAAAGUCAUCUGACAAUCAAGAGUCUGUGAAAAUUCUUGAUGUUAAAUCACUUAAAGAUGUGGUAUCUCAUACUGAUCAAGAACUUGCUGAAGAAUUAAAACUUCCAUUGGCAUUCUUUCUUUAUAAGUCAAAACCUAAAUGUAAAGGAUGUGUUGGCUGUGAAGAAGAUUCAGAAAAUGAAAUUGAAAGAGUUAAAGAACAAGAUGAAGUACCUGUUAGUGUUUCAGAAUCAAACAUUACUCCGGUCACAUUAACAAAUAAUAUAUCACAGUCUUUUCAUACUACGUCAUUUCUUUUUGGCGAUAAAUCUUCAACUAACAUUUUUGAAAAAAAUACACCUGUUGCUCCUGUUUUUGGAUCUAAACCAGUUUUUGGCAGCUUCUCUUCAGAUUCUACUAAAACAGACGAUACAAAAUCAACAAGCUUAUUUGGUCUUUCCUCUAAUGUUAAUCCGUCAUCAAUAUUUAGUUCAUUUUGUGCUUCUGGAUCAACAGAAUCGCCAAAUACUUCCCAAAGUUCAUUAUUUUCUAAGACUGAUGAUAUAAAAUCCAAAACAGAAGGCUUAUUCAACUUCAGCCCUAAAACUGACAGUCCGUUCAAAUUUGGAACAAUUUCUAAGGAUCCUAAAUCAGUGUUUGGACAAGGUGUUUUCGGUGUUAAAGAUAAAAUUACUGUUGAUGAAAGCGCUCCUAAAGCUAAUCCUUGGUCAGGUACCUUCAAUCUCAAAAAAUCUACAGAUGAGGAGAAAAAUUGUGAAAAAGUUGAAGAAAAUGGUGAUGAAGAAGUUGAUAAUAGCCAUGACCCUCAUUUUGAACCUAUCAUACCUCUUCCUGAUGCUAUAGAAGUAUCAACGGGAGAAGAGAAUGAGAAAAUAUUAUUUUGUGAACGUUCAAAAUUAUAUCGCAAAGAUGGCAGUGAAUAUAAAGAAAGAGGUAUUGGUGAGAUGAAAAUAUUGUUUGAUCCCGAAAGGAACACAUACCGUUUUCUAUUUAGGAGAGAAAAGGUGUUCAAAGUUGUUUGCAACCAUUUGAUAACAUCAGAUUUACAGCUUGUGGCCAUGAUAUCUUCAAACAAGGCUUUUUGCUGGCCUUGUAUGAAUAUAACUGCAGACAACCCUGAUCCACAAAAAGAGAUGCUGGCCGUACGUUUCAAGAAUGAAGAGAUAGCUGGUAAAUUUAAACAAGUGUUUGAUGAUUGUGUAUCAAAGUUACAUGCAUAAUCAAAGUCCUAUUUUACGCUAAUUGUUAGACUACCAAGCUUUUUUAAUUUGUUAUAGUGUACAUUAUCAAUCUUUAUAUUAUACAAAAGACGGUUUCUUUUUUUUUUAAAUUAAUUAUUUGUAUUUUUUUUUUUUGGCAAUACUUUGCUGUCCAUAAGGGUAAAUAUAUUAUAUUCAAUCAGUUAAUAAUGAUUCAAACCAACCUUAUUCUUUUUAAACUAUUACUCUGAUUUUUAAUUUUAAGAUAUACAAAUUAUGUGUUAUGUAAUUAUUUACUUAUUGUUCAUGGAAAGAGAAAUAAAUAACAUCUGUUGGUUCAUUUAAAUAAA